Molecule: messenger RNA, 2253 nt
Organism: Thermothielavioides terrestris NRRL 8126
Lineage: Eukaryota; Fungi; Ascomycota; Sordariomycetes; Sordariales; Chaetomiaceae
Exons: 2
Coding region: 75-1955 (626 amino acids)
Biological process (GO): DNA-templated transcription
Molecular function (GO): zinc ion binding; DNA binding
Source: RefSeq, a predicted model, not a curated record
GCUUGCAGUGCAACGAGACGCAGCCAUGCCGGCCGUGCGUCGACCUCAGCGUCGAUUGCACCUUCAACCGCGUAAUGAAGCGUCGUGGCCCGCCAAACAAACACGCAGAGGCCGCCCGGGCCGCCAAGCAACAGCGGCUCGAGCCUAACAUCAGCCCGGGCCCGCACAACGCAGCCGAGACCCUCAUUUCCAUCGCCGGCGGCCAGGACGCCCAGCAGGUUCUCGACGCCGAGUCCAUUGCGCCCUGGCCGGUGCUGACGCUGCUGAUCGACGACUUCUUCACCUACAUCCACCCGCUCGCGCCCUUCCCCCACGAACCGACCUUCAGGAUGUCCUUCACAGCGCGGCAGGACAGGACAAACCGGGGAUUCCUGGCGCUGCUGGCCAGCAUGAUCGGCUGCCUGGUAGCUUCGUUUCCCCGGACCGCGCGCCUGCACCUCAAGACGCAGCAGCAUGGGAUGAAGAUGUACCCCAAGGCCAUCACCCUGAUCGACCGCUGCCGCACCGUCGCGCUUGAAGCCCGCGGUCCGACCUUCUACAGCAGAGACGACAUCACGGUCUACGAUGCCGCGACUAGCUAUUUCCUGGGUCUGGCAGCCGCGUACACCAUGCAGUGGAAGGUGUGCCGCCGCUUCAUGGCCGAGUGCAUGGCCUUCAUCCGGGAGCUAGGGUACCACAAGCCCCGCGACUUGGGCUCCUCCAUGUUCGGUGUGACCUACCGGGGACCGUCCUUCAACCACGUCGAGGACCAGCUCGGCAAGCGCAUCUUCUGGUGCAUGUUUGUCGGCCUUCGCUCCAUGCACCAGCUCGGAAGCCACCACAGCGACGUCGUCCUUCCGCCGCCGACGCCCACUGAGCCGUACCCAGAGCUCCCUGUGGAGGUGGACGAUCAGUACAUCCUGCCCCACCAAAUCUUGGGCCAGCCAGAAGGCGUUGUCUCCCUUCUCACAGGCUUCAACCAGGGCAUCAAGAUCUACAUGACCAUGAACGGCCUUGUCAGCGUUGAGGUGUCAUAUGGGAUAUCCACGCUGCCGUUCAAUGACCAAAAGGCAAUGCUAGAGGAGAGCCUCCAAGCGGUCAAGCAGGUGAUGGACGGCCUGCCGCGAGAGCUGACCAUUGAGCUGAAUGGCGGGGCCGGAAACAGCCAGGCUCACGGCCCGUCCGGCCUACAUCCCGCCGGUCCCCAAGCCGGCGGUUUCGACGACAGCAACGGCGGGCUGCACUACUACCCCAUCGGCUUCGCAGGCAUGCAACCGCCCAACCUUCGUCACAAACCGAGCCCCCAGCUCCAACGGCGCCGCCUGCUGCAGUACGAGAUUCAGAAAGCCAACAUCUACGCGUCGCAGCUCGCCACCCGCUCCUACUACGUCGAGCGCUACCUCAACCUGCGCGACGCCCACCGCGAGCACGCCCGCGCCCAAGCCGCCCAAGCCGCCCAAGCCGCCCAGGCCUCCUCCUCUUCCUCCACCACCACCACGGCCGCAGUCGACACCUCCACCAAAUCGGUAGCCGCAGCCGCCCGACAGCACGCGGCCGCCAAGCAGCACCCCCACCACCCCAACCACCCGGCCGACCCCGUCGACGCAAGCAUGACGGCCGAGCGCGAGCUCAUCGUCCAGCACCUGCUGACCGUGCUGACUUCCAUCUCGCAGCGCAGCAUGGAGCCCAACGGCGCGUCGCUGAUCAACAAGAUCCGCCAGGUCGCCAGCACCCUCGUCAACGACGACCCCAAGCGCAAGGGCCCCGUCGCCGUCAAGAACCAGGAGUCCCUCAGCCGCUUCGUCGAGAUCCUCAUGCGUCUGGAGCGCGUCCCGCCUGGAGGCGGGCCUGGUGGGGGCGCCGGCGUCGCCGUUGGCAAUGGGGAUGACGAGGAGGUUGAGUUGAGGAGCUGGGCGGAUUUGAGGGAUUACCAGGUGAGGUUUUUGCAGGGCGGCGGGUUUAUGAAUUUGCCUUGACGUAGUGGGCGGGAGGGCGCGGGUUGGCGGGUGCCGGCUUGGACGUUAAGGUCGGUUGUGCCCGGGUCGGACGGGUGAUGAUGGCUGUAUGAGCUGGGUGGCUAUUUGCGUUGCUAUAUACUUUUACUGGCGGAGAUUCUCACUCAUACCAGGAUCGUGGACAGCCGUGUGCUAUGCCGCGGUCUGUGUCUUUUGGUCUUCAUAUUCGCCUUAGGUUAAUGAAAAGUUGCUCCGGCGGCGUGAUACAAACUCCCUAUUGCAAAGUCGUCCCUCCCUUGCAAUGCCCAUGCGAUCCGCU